AUGGAAGGCAACCCAAACCACAACAGCUCAGCAGAGACCCUAGUCGGAGAUGACUACGGAUACAAGGGGCUAUCAUCAGACAACUUCCCAGCCCCUUCCGACCCGACACCCGCCUAUCCCACCAUGCCCCAAGAAAUACCUCCUCCCGCCGCCACCACCGUCGUCAACCCACCCCCCGCCGCCAUCCUCCCCAUGGAAAUAGUGGACGAGGAGAGCGGCAACACCCUGCCCGUCCAACAGCGGCGCCGCAACCGCAGCGGCGGCUCGCCGACCUCCAACUCCAAGCUUGCCCGGGUCGCUGACUGCUGCGCUGUGCUUCUCAUCCUGGUAGGCAUCGCCCUGGCCCUCAUCUUCUUUGCCAUCUUGAUCUACGCGGCCGUGAAGCAAUUCUCCGAGAUGUAG
This is a messenger RNA of Phialemonium atrogriseum, 402 nucleotides long. RefSeq lists its product as uncharacterized. The transcript has a single exon. Bases 1 to 402 code for a protein of 133 amino acids. The record is from RefSeq and is a predicted model, not a curated record. Lineage: Eukaryota; Fungi; Ascomycota; Sordariomycetes; Cephalothecales; Cephalothecaceae.